AUGCAAAUGAACGCGAAUGUGAAAGGUGAGAAUUCUCUGAAGAGAAAUUACACUAAAAUUCGUACGGGAAAUGGCUUUAAAUUGAGAGGACAAGAAAUCAUAUUAAAAAAGGCAUUUGGGUUCUGGCAAAGGAAUUUUCUCCAUUGCGAUAGAGUUUUGGACGGGAGUACAAGCAAAAGCAAGGAACACAUAUUCUCAUUAUGGUGGAAUAUGCUGCCAUUUCUCCUCUUCUCUCUGUUCACUGCACUUUCUGCAGCAGAACUCUGUCACCCAAAUGACAAAGCUGCACUUCUAGCAUUCAAACACAGCUUCUCAAAUCCAAAUCCAAUUCCUUCAUGGGAUCCUAAUUUUGAUUGCUGUAAUUAUUAUGGUGUGGAAUGUGAUGAGACCACAAAUUAUGUCAUUGGCCUUGAAAUGAUAUCUGAUUAUCUGACAGGCACAAUCCCAACUGCACUAGCCAAUCUCACACACUUACAAAUACUCCGGCUUCACAAGAUACCGAAUCUUGUCGGUGAAAUUCCUCCCGCAAUUGGAGAAUUGACAAAUUUGAGAUUCCUAGAAAUAAGUUGGACAAAUAUCUCAGGACCAGUACCCCAUUUUCUGGUAAACCUCAAGAAUCUUGCAUUUCUUGAACUUCAGUUUAAUCGUUUAUCAGGUUCCAUUCCAUCUUCGCUUGCUACUCUGCCAUAUCUUCGAGUAAUAGACCUCAGUCGAAACCAACUUACCGGGCAGAUACCAGAGUCUUUCGGCUACCUCCCCAAUACAGCUGAAUUCCCAGCUCUUGACUUAUCUCAUAACAUGCUGUCAGGUGAAAUUCCAGCAUCUUUAGCAAACUUGAACUAUUCUACAGUCGAUAUUUCAAGAAACAAUUUAUCUGGAGAUGCAUCUGUGUUUUUUGGUAAGGGAAAGAUCACUACCGUGAUCGCCAUUUCAAGGAACAACUUUUCGUUUGAUUUCUCAAAGGUGAGUUUCAUGGAGUCAUUGGUUAUUCUGGAUAUAUCCCACAACAAAAUUUAUGGGAGUAUUCCACCUCAAAUAACAGAGGAUACAAUGUUGCAGAGGCUGAAUCUCACCUAUAACAGAUUGUGUGGUAAAAUACCGACUGGUUGGAAGUUGAAGUUUAACUCUGAUGGUUGGGAUUACACAUCCUUCUUUCAUAACCGAUGCUUGUGUGGGAUUCCAUUAGAUCCAUGUAAAUGAUGCUAGUCAAUCUGUAAUUGGAUCAACAGUAAAACAUCCUGCAGUUUUACUUCUUCUUUUUUUCAAAAUAAUGUCACAAUUGUGAUUUUAGCAACAAUAAUAACGAUGAAGAAUCUGAAAUCAACAAAGAAAUAAGAACACAGAUUUAAAUGGUUA
Molecule: messenger RNA, 1356 nt
Organism: Olea europaea var. sylvestris
Lineage: Eukaryota; Viridiplantae; Streptophyta; Magnoliopsida; Lamiales; Oleaceae
Product: polygalacturonase inhibitor 1-like
Exons: 2
Coding region: 1-1200 (399 amino acids)
Molecular function (GO): protein binding
Source: RefSeq, a predicted model, not a curated record